AAGUUGUAAUUGUACUAAAAUGGUCACGUAAGGAAUGGAAUCGUGUGUGAGUCAUAACAGUACCAUUGAGGCAGCACCACACUCCAAGCUACUGUGAUAUAGAUAGUAGGGGCUGUUAUCUAAGACUUUGACCGCUGCGUAAACCGCAUCAUCCGCGUAAAUAUGAGAAUGACUCAUCGCAUUUUAACCAUCAAUUUUUUCACCCCCCCUUUUGGGAGGGCAAAUUAUAAAAGGGCACAUAUUUGGCUCAGUGAAAUUUUUUUCUUCAGAUAUAAUCUUAAUCAAUUAAAAUGGGUAAGGAAAAGAAUCACGUUAACGUCGUCGUCAUUGGUCACGUCGACUCUGGUAAGUCUACCACCACCGGUCACUUGAUCUACAAGUGUGGUGGUAUUGACAAGAGAACUAUCGAAAAGUUCGAAAAGGAAGCCGCUGAAUUGGGUAAGGGUUCUUUCAAGUACGCUUGGGUUUUGGACAAACUUAAGGCUGAAAGAGAAAGAGGUAUCACCAUCGAUAUCGCUUUGUGGAAGUUCGAAACUCCAAAGUACCAAGUCACCGUUAUCGAUGCUCCAGGUCACAGAGAUUUCAUCAAGAACAUGAUCACUGGUACUUCCCAAGCUGACUGUGCUAUCUUGAUUAUNGCUGGUGGUACCGGUGAAUUCGAAGCUGGUAUCUCCAAGGACGGUCAAACCAGAGAACACGCUUUGUUGGCUUACACCUUGGGUGUUAAGCAAUUGAUUGUUGCUGUCAACAAGAUGGACUCCGUCAAGUGGGACAAGAACAGAUUCGAAGAAAUCAUCAAGGAAACCUCUAACUUCGUCAAGAAGGUCGGUUACAACCCAAAGACUGUUCCAUUCGUCCCAAUCUCUGGUUGGAACGGUGACAACAUGAUUGAAGCCUCCACCAACUGUCCAUGGUACAAGGGUUGGGAAAAGGAAACCAAGGCUGGUAAGUCCUCUGGUAAGACCUUGUUGGAAGCUAUUGACGCUAUCGAACCACCAACCAGACCAACCGACAAGCCAUUGAGAUUGCCAUUGCAAGAUGUCUACAAGAUCGGUGGUAUUGGUACUGUGCCAGUCGGUAGAGUUGAAACCGGUGUCAUCAAGGCCGGUAUGGUUGUUACCUUCGCCCCAGCUGGUGUUACCACUGAAGUCAAGUCCGUCGAAAUGCACCACGAACAAUUGGCUGAAGGUGUCCCAGGUGACAACGUUGGUUUCAACGUCAAGAACGUUUCCGUCAAGGAAAUCAGAAGAGGUAACGUCUGUGGUGACUCCAAGCAAGACCCACCAAAGGGUGCUGAAUCUUUCAACGCUCAAGUUAUUGUCUUGAACCACCCAGGUCAAAUCUCCUCCGGUUACUCUCCAGUUUUGGACUGUCACACCGCCCACAUUGCCUGUAAGUUCGACACCUUGAUCGAAAAGAUCGACAGAAGAACUGGUAAGGUCAUGGAAGCCAACCCUAAGUUCAUCAAGUCUGGUGAUGCUGCUAUCGUCAAGAUGGUCCCAUCCAAGCCAAUGUGUGUUGAAGCUUUCACUGACUACCCACCAUUGGGUAGAUUCGCUGUCAGAGACAUGAGACAAACUGUCGCUGUCGGUGUUAUCAAGUCUGUUGAAAAGUCCGACAAGGCUGGUAAGGUCACCAAGGCUGCCCAAAAGGCUGGUAAGAAGUAAGCUACUUGAUUGUAUCUAUUAGAGCCUGUUGGUAAUAUAUAGUUUAUAAUU
Molecule: messenger RNA, 1718 nt
Organism: Suhomyces tanzawaensis NRRL Y-17324
Lineage: Eukaryota; Fungi; Ascomycota; Pichiomycetes; Serinales; Debaryomycetaceae
Gene: TEF2
Product: translation elongation factor EF-1 alpha
Exons: 1
Coding region: 291-1667 (458 amino acids)
Biological process (GO): translational elongation; translation
Molecular function (GO): GTP binding; GTPase activity; translation elongation factor activity
Source: RefSeq, a predicted model, not a curated record